UGUGCAAAGAAACAGGCAUAGGCUAUAUAUAUAGAGGUUCGAUUGGGUGGUGAACAGCAUGUUUUGCGGCCCAUUUUGGGCAACUCGUGCCACCUAGGCUGUGCACUCCCGAGGCUCAAACAGGCUUUGAUUAGAAAUCAGAUCAGGCUGGCCGCGAAAAGCCAGCCGUCGCUUCCGGAUGGCGAGCAAGAACCACUCGGAGGAGCCAAGCCUUUGGAAUGAGGAAGAUGACAGUGCGAGGGUGGGUCGAUUCUUUGCACAGAUGAAACUCAAAUGGGACUCUUUUCUGUCAGACAAGCUCGGCAAAAAGGACCAACUUUCACAGGAAAGCCAAAAAAUGAAGGAACUCGCUGCUAUCAUGCGGACGUUUGACAACGGUGUCGUUGAGGAGGAUGAGGACCAAGACAAAAUUUGGGUGGACAGUGCUGCUUUUGACAUUGUCAUCAGCUGCGUGAUCGUACUGAAUGCCUUCAUCAUCGGUCUUGAGACGGACGUCAGGCGUGCCUCCCGACAACGAGAUGCAGGUUGGAUAGUAGCAGAAGUGUUCUUCUUGUUGUGCUUUUUGGGUGAAGUGGGCUUGAAGAUGUACUACCACACGUGGCGGUGGGCUUUCAACAGCUUCUCCAACAUGCUCACCAUCUUUAUUUGCUUCAUGGCCUUCAUUGAUUGCACCAUCUUGAACCCAAUUGGUGUCUCCGGAGUGCUCCGUAUGUUCUCCAUGUUUCGAAUUGUGGGAAUUUCUCGACUGUACAAGCUCAUCAAGAAGUACCGUCGUUUGGACGAACUGCGCUUACUCUUGCAGAGCUUGAAGGACUCCAUGCAAACACUUUUCUGGACGGUGGUCCUGCUGGUGGUGGUCCUUUACAUCGCAGCAGUGAUUCUGACCCAGCAGAUCGGACACAAUGUGGAAGUCUACGGGAACUACCGCAAGUUGAGCGGAGGUUGGGAUCACGAGGAGCUCUUCGGAACCGUGGGCCGGAGCAUGUUCACCUUGAUGCAAGUCAUGACCCUGGACAGUUGGCUGAGCAAGGUUGUUCGACAUGUGGCAGUCAAUCAAUGGUACAUGAUUGCCUUCUUUUGCGUAUUCCUUCUCAUUACCACAUUUGGAAUCAUGAACAUCUUGGUGAGCGUCAUCGUGGAGCAAACUUUGGCGGCCUCACUCCAGAACAAGCAACGGCUGAGGGUACGUGAAGAGAAGGCACAGCGUGCAGAAUUGGACAGUAUCAAGGAGAUCUUCUUGAUCUCGGACACCGAUGGCAGCAACAGUCUUGACAAGGAAGAGUUCCUCGCAGCGGUGAAGAAUCCGGAGGUGCAAUGGCGCAUGAAGAUGCUGGAGCUUCCAGUGGCCGAAACCGUGAAACUCUUCGGUGUGCUGGAUGGCGAUGGCUCGCAAACCCUGAGCUACACCGACUUUAUCCAGGGAUGUGCGAAGUUGAAAGGUCAUGCCAUGAGCAAGGACAUGUUGGCCGUUAUGGCGCAGGCUGAUGCACUUGCAACAAAGAUGGACUUGAUGGAUGAUUCCCUUGCCGAGAGCGAGCGCAUGGUGGCCGGCCUCGACGAGAUCUCCUUGCGCAUCGCCCGGCGCUUCGAUUCGGCCAUUCUGGGCUCUCGGCGGCGCAUGGCACAUGCGGCGGGUGGGUCAAAGCCGAUCAUUCCACCCAAGCGAGAUGGUCCAUCUGGUGACAAUGUCCCACUCUCAGUGGGCAACCGGCCGAAUUUGCCACCCUUCCCUGAUCUCCUGCGAUGAAGAGGGGGAAGAGAAAGAUUGAACUCCGAAAAAGGCACUGUCAGAUUCUGUCUCACCUCUCACUGGCCCAAGUGCACUCCUUUCUUUGCACAGAAUGAAGGAAUUGGGCCAUUUUUUUGCUUCCCCAGAGGGGAGGCAGCCUGACUUCCUGAUCACCUUGGCGCAAUGCAAGAA
Molecule: messenger RNA, 1921 nt
Organism: Durusdinium trenchii
Lineage: Eukaryota; Dinophyceae; Suessiales; Symbiodiniaceae
Source: the annotation of a GenBank genome assembly